Ogataea philodendri is the source of this 306-nucleotide messenger RNA. RefSeq lists its product as uncharacterized. Bases 1 to 306 code for a protein of 101 amino acids. The record is from RefSeq and is a predicted model, not a curated record. Lineage: Eukaryota; Fungi; Ascomycota; Pichiomycetes; Pichiales; Pichiaceae. The transcript has a single exon.
AUGCUAACAAGAUCCAAUUGCGACUGGUUACGCGAUGGAGCCGGGCUGUAUUUCGCAAAGACACCUUCUGAGCGGGCUUUUUUACCGUCCUCAAGUUCCUCCCCAGCAACAAACUUGUUGAAAGAUUUGUCCAAUUGUCCCCAAACUUUGUCAAAUCCUGAUCUUCCAAGCUUGCUACCAAACCAGCCAGAGGCGUCCACUUCUGUUUGGGAAAGUCUUUCCAUCAGCUUUGCGCUUUCAAGAGCAACAUCUGGAUCAAUAUAUGCGCCUCUUGAUUUCAAUGAAGAGCUGAAAUGGUCGACAUAG